UUACGCCCUUCCUGAUAGGAGCCGAGGAGAUGAUACUCGGAUGACAGACUUUCCAUCCCAUCCAAUCCCCUUAUAUGACUCGAUGGAGGUGUGAUAUUGAGUCUGUGAUAGAAGUGUAAUGGUGGUGUAAAGUCUUGGGUGAUGUGCAUUUGUAUGCGUGGUAAUUGUGAUUCUUGCGACGGUGCUGAAUGGGCGGAGGGGAAGACGAAACCAAGAGACUCGAAGAAGCCCGUGUCUGCGCGGCGGCGGAGUGUGACGACGAGGAAGUCGAAGAUGCCCUUACCGUGACCCUGGACCUGAAGUGCGAGGAGAUCCUCAUGCCUCCUCCUCCUCGUACCUCCAAACGUUUUCCCCUAGGUCCCCUCCUCUUUUCCACCCUACUCCUUCUUCUACACCUGUCCCCUGUAUAUUCCUCUCCUUCUACCAUCUACCAUAAUGAGUUUGCUGUCCACAUCCCCGCUGGGUCGGAUGUCGCCGACAGGAUCGCCGAGAAGCACGGCUUUGUCAAUCAUGGCCAGGGUGUCACAGUUGUGCAUUAUCGUUGGAUACCUAAUGGUGACUCUCCUACAGUAGAGGAGAGGCUGGACGUCCCUGUCUGUGGUCACUGGGUAUCUACUCCCCAAAAUCCAGUUUCAUCGCUGGGUUUCCCAUCAUGCAGUGAUGCUUGGUUGAGUCCAGUAGGAAGGAGAAUAGAUGUUCUCUGUGGUCGCUCUGUGCAUCCAAUUCGCGCUUCCUAUGAGCACCUUGGCAUUGUUGUUGUGCUGAUGAGACUCGCUAUCAUCAUCGUCUGGUUUGUGGUGGGUGGAGCCAUCAUGAACGGGUUAGAAAGGGAAAGUGAGUACAAUGGAAUGAGGCUGGUUCACUUGAGCCUGUUGUCUCGUCUGUCCAGAACAAUUCCCGACUUGUAA
Darwinula stevensoni is the source of this 908-nucleotide messenger RNA. NCBI's taxonomy places the organism in Eukaryota, Metazoa, Arthropoda, Ostracoda, Podocopida, Darwinulidae. The record is from the annotation of a GenBank genome assembly.